Molecule: messenger RNA, 840 nt
Organism: Cladocopium goreaui
Lineage: Eukaryota; Dinophyceae; Suessiales; Symbiodiniaceae
Source: the annotation of a GenBank genome assembly
AUGCCAUCCAAACGACGCAACAACGGCCGCUCCAAGCACGGCCGCGGCCACACUGCCAUUGUCCGCUGCUCCAACUGCUGCCGCUGCGUGCCCAAGGACAAGGCCAUCAAGCGCUUCCAGGUGCGAAACAUGGUGGACGCCUCGUCUCAGCGAGACUUGAGGGAGGCCAGUGUGUACCAGACCUUUAUGUUGCCCAAACUGUACAUGAAGAUGCUCUACUGUGUGUCCUGCGCCAUCCACGGUCGCGUGGUGCGCGUGCGCAACAAGGUCUUGCGGGCCAGCCCGGAAGGUCGCGUCUACAAGCCCCCCAUGGGCAAGGUCAAAACUCAAUUGUUGCUGCGGAAGUUCUGCUUGACUAAGUCUAUUGCCAGGGCGGAGGCAAGGGCAACUGAGCAGUGGCUCAAUCUCCCUCGCCCGCGCCUCGUUCUGCCCGCCAUGCCAUCCAAACGACGCAACAACGGCCGCUCCAAGCACGGCCGUGGCCACACGGCCAUUGUGCGCUGCUCCAACUGCUGCCGUUGCGUGCCCAAGGACAAAGCCAUCAAGCGCUUCCAGGUGCGAAACAUGGUGGACGCCUCGUCUCAGCGAGAUUUGAGGGAGGCCAGUGACUUGGAGGUUGCCCAAGCUGUACAUGAAGAUGCUCUACUGUUGCUGGGUCAAAAAACUGACAUUGGCACAGGCACAGCUGUUCGAACGGAAGUGGGACCAGGCGACCCGCUAGGUGUGUCCUGCGCCAUCCACGGUCGCGUGGUCCGCGUGCGCAACAAGGUCUUGCGCGCCAGCCCCGAAGGCCGCAUCUACAAACCUCCCAUGGGAAAGGGCGGAGGCAAGGGCAACUGA